CAACAGUUCCUUGUUGGUAGAUACAGAGAGUCUCUUUGUUCUUUAAUUCUUCCUCCUUAUUUAGAAAGCUCUGAGAUCUUGAUUCUCUCUUCAUCAUACUAGUAUGGAUUCUUAUUUUUCUCUUACCAAUCCCAAUCUUGUUGCUUCUGCAAUAUGCUUCUUGGCGCUCUUGGGUACACUAUUUUUCUACAGAAAGUCCAGAUCCCAUCAAGAAAAAAAAACUAUGGCUACGUCUUCUUUAACUCUUUUGGCUCCUCGCAAUUGGAAAUAUCAUGUUUUCCCAAGCUUCCAUGGGGCAGAUGUACGCACAAACUUUCUCAGCCACGUUCUCAAGGAGCUCAGAAGCAAAGGAAUCGACUCUUUCAUUGACAAUGAUAUAGAGAGGAGUAAGCUGAUUGGUCCUGAGCUCGUAGAAGCUAUUAGAGGAUCUAGGAUUGCGAUUGUCUUGCUCUCCAGGAACUAUGCUUCUUCGACAUGGUGCUUGAACGAGCUGGUGGAGAUCAUGAAGUGCAGAGAAGAGUUUGGUCAAACAGUAAUGCCCCUUUUCUAUGAACUGGAUCCAACUGAUGUAAAGAAGCAAACUGGUGAUUUUGGGAAAGUCUUGGGAAAAACUUGUAGAGGAAAAGAAAAGGAAGACAUCCAAAGGUGGAAACGUGCUUUGACGCAAGUGGCCCAAAUCGCAGGUUUCCAUUCAGCAAAAGGGGAGAAUGAAGCAGAGCUGAUUGAAUAUAUUGCCACUGAUGUUUCCAACAAGUUGAACCUUUCAGCACCAUGCAGUGACUUUGACGGCUUAGUUGGGAUGGAAUCUCGUAUGGCAGAAAUGAGACGAGUGUUGCAGCUAGAUUCGGAUGAGGUGAGAAAAAUAGGGAUCUUGGGUCCGCCUGGGAUUGGUAAGACCACCAUUGCUAGAUCUCUAUUCAACCGACACUCCCAAGAUUUCCAACUAAGCGUCUUUAUGGACAAUAUCAAAAAAAAGUAUGUGAUAAUGGCUUGUUCCGAUGACUACAGUGUGAAGUUGGAUUUGCAGAAGCAGUUUAUGUCUCAGCUAACCAACGAUACGGGUAUAAAGAUUCCACAUUUGGGAGUUGCCAAAGACAGGUUGAAAGACAAGAAAGUUCUUGUCGUCCUUGAUGAUGUGGAUCAGUUAGUACAACUAGAAGCCAUGGCAAAAGAAACUAGUUGGUUUGGUCCUGGGAGUCGGAUUAUCAUCACCACACAAGAUGAGAACGUUUUAAAAGCGAGUGGGAUCGACCAUAUACACAGGGUGAAUUUACCAUCAGAUGAUGAGGCUCUUCAAAUGUUUUGCUUGUAUGCUUUUGGUCAAAAAUACCCCAAGAAUGGUUUCAAGAAGCUUGCUUGUGAAGUUAGGAGUCUUGUAGGUGGACUUCCGUUGGGGCUGAGGGUUAUGGGAUCCUAUUUUCGAGGAAUGUCCGAGCAAGAUUGGAGAGAAGCACUACCAAGGUUAAAGAUUCACCUUGACCGAAAUGGAGAAAUUGCGGGCAUUUUAAAGUUUAGUUAUGAUGCUUUAAAUGAUGAAGAUAAAAGAUUAUUUCUUCAUAUAGCCUGCUUUUUUAGUGGUGAACCGGUUGAUAUGGUGGAAAGAUGUCUAGAAAAAUGUUUUCAGGAUGUGAGACAAGGACUUCGUGUCUUAUCUGAAAAAUCUCUCAUAUAUAGCAAAUCAGGAUUGAUAAUGAUGUCGACGUUACUAUUCCAACUAGGAAGACAAAUUGUGCAAAAAGAAUCUAUUAGCGAACCUGGAAAACGCCAGUUUUUGAAUGAUGCAAUUGAUAUUGGUGAAGUACUUAGUGAUGAUAAAGCAGGUAAUAGCAGUGUCAUAGGAAUAGAUCUCGAGUGGAAUAAGGACAUAACAUGGACAAGUGAAAGAGCCUUUGAAAGAUUGUCUAAUCUUGAAUUCAUAAGAAUCCUCGGCAAAGGCGUUAACCCGCUAAGUAUGAACUACAUAUCCCGAAAACUUAAAGUACUAAUUUGGCCGAUGUUCCCCAUGCCAUGUUUUCCUUCAAGAUUUAAUCCAGAGUUCCUAGUCAACCUAUUCGUGCGGAAUAGCAAUCUUGAGAAACUGUGGGAAGAAAAUAAACCGCUCAAAAAUAUAAAGUGGAUGGAUUUGGCUCUUUCAAGAAGAUUGAAGGAGCUUCCUGAUCUCUCAACUGCCAUUAAUUUAUAUUAUUUGGAUCUCAGCUAUUGCUCAAGCCUGGUGAAGCUCCCUUCCUCUAUUGGGAAUGCAACUAAUCUUGAAAAAUUGAGUCUCAACUAUUGCUCAAGUCUGGUGAAGCUCCCUUCCUCUAUUGGGAAUGCAAUUAAUCUCAAAACAUUGAGUCUCAAAGGUUGCUCAAGUAUGGUGAAACUUCCUUCCUCUAUUUGGAAUAUAGUUAAUCUUGAAGAAUUGAAUCUCGAAAAUUGCUCGAACCUUGUGGAGCUCCCUAGCUUGUUGAGAUCGGAAAUAGAGAAAUGCACCAAGUCAGAUUGCUCGAGAGGUAGUGGAAAGAUCAUCAACCGUCUCCCUAUUAUAGCGGGCUUACUUUCCAACCCGCAAUUCGAAAAGAAUAACACCAUUAAAUAUUUUGAGAGUUCAACAUACAUUGAAGAGCUUGAACCGUGGAUAGGGAGAAUACUUCGUCUACGUCGACUUGUACUAAGCGGAAUGAGGAAGCUGGUAUCACUCCCUCAGCUACCGGAUUCGUUAUUGGAACUAGAUGCAGAAAAUUGUGAGUCCCUAGAGAGACUACACUGCUCCUUUCCCAAUCAAGAUAUUCGUCUCAACUUUGCAAACUGCUUUAAACUAAAUCAAGAAGCAAGAGAUCUCAUCAUCCAGAUGCCAACUAAUAAAUAUGCGGUGUUUCCCACUGAAAAAGUGCCUAUAUGCUUCAGUUACCGAUCUGCUGGGAGUUCCUUGACAGUGAAGUUGAAUCGAUUGCCCGUUGGUAAAUCAACCAAAUUUAAGGCUUGCAUCUUAUGUGCUAAUGAUGACGAAAAUAACUUUGGACUUUGGGAAACCGCAUCUGUCUUUUGUACCAUCACGUUCGGAGGGAAUGCUUCCAUUGCUUGUAAUAAAAGGGUAGAACGAGUUUUGCCGGGGAAUCUGUGCACAUUCGAGGUAGAGGUUGAAACAGAGGAGGUCACUUCCACCAAGCUUGUUUUUGAUUUUGGGCUCCUCAAUUUGGAUUUCAAAACAUGGAAGAUAAAAGAAUGUGGGAUACUCCAACUCCUGUAGGUCCCUUUUGAAGAUUUUGAAUCUUCAGAUAUUGAGCUUGUUCGUGAAGAUGAUGGUAACAAGAGACUACCUCUUUUGUGAUUCUGUCUCAUUUUUUGAUUCCCUAAUAAAUUUUUACUUCUACGUCCUGUCAAUCACGAGAUGAAAUGUAUCAUUACAUAUUUUGGGUGCUUCUUGAGAAUAAACAGCAAAGUUCCAACUAGUCAAUCA
Messenger RNA from Brassica oleracea var. oleracea, 3439 nucleotides. Its product is annotated as probable disease resistance protein RPP1. Gene Ontology annotation, biological process: defense response; signal transduction. The record is from RefSeq and is a predicted model, not a curated record. The coding region runs from base 104 to 3229 and encodes 1041 amino acids. Gene Ontology annotation, molecular function: ADP binding; ATP hydrolysis activity. The transcript has 4 exons. NCBI's taxonomy places the organism in Eukaryota, Viridiplantae, Streptophyta, Magnoliopsida, Brassicales, Brassicaceae.